AUUAGAUUCAUUAAUAAAAAAAAAAAGUAUUCAGAAUGGAUUAAAGUGAGAAUUUAGAAUAGGAUCAAGGACCAAUAGAUUAUUAUAAAGAAUCGAUUAGGCUAUAUUACUACAAUAUUGUUUUACAUUCUUAUGUAUAUAAGUGGUAUUUAGUAUUAGUUAGAAAGAGUGAACUAAGAAAAAAAUGAGAUUAAGUCUAAAUUGUAAAAAUUCUAAGUUUUAGAAGAUUAAGAGAGUGAUAUAUCAUUAGAGGAUAAACGGAAAAGAAAUAGAAGAAGUGCAGUUGAAAUUCCUAGAAGUCAUGUAUGCACAAUCUCUAAUUGCAAUAAAUCCUAUGGAUCUGAGGGUUCAUUAAUGUAACAUAUGAAGAUCAAACAUGGGAUGGUGAUGAAUCAGGAUAAAAUUGGUCAAGUUCUUGAUCAGUUUAGAUUCCAAUAUAGUAGUAACUCAAACUGAUUUUAAUUAAUAUAAUUA
This is a messenger RNA of Paramecium sonneborni, 474 nucleotides long. NCBI's taxonomy places the organism in Eukaryota, Ciliophora, Oligohymenophorea, Peniculida, Parameciidae. The record is from the annotation of a GenBank genome assembly.